Molecule: messenger RNA, 751 nt
Organism: Cylicocyclus nassatus
Lineage: Eukaryota; Metazoa; Nematoda; Chromadorea; Rhabditida; Strongylidae
Source: the annotation of a GenBank genome assembly
AUGUGGCACAAUCGCGACGCAGGCACGACAAGGAAUGGGAGAGCUCUUAGUCUGCCUUCGAUAGACGAUAAAAGUCAAGGACUUUUGAGAAGAGUAGCCAGCUUGCAGUUCAUCGCAAAGAAAUUCGAGCCGCUCAAUAAGGAGGUCCGUGCUUUUGUGAAGUUGCGGUACAAAGACGUUGCAAAAUAUACGAUAUGGCCAGAGUGUCGGUUGGAAGACGGCUGGAACACUAAAGUAGUAAAACCUAAUAUUGAAUACUAUGAACGCCCACGGCGGGUACCGUCUGGACCUGACCCGAGAACCAUUUUGAAUAAAGCCGAGCUAGAAGAUCAUCGUUCACCAUAUCUCCCUUGCACAAUCAAUUCUGUGACCAGAUCUGAUUCAGAAGACUCGAGCAGUGCCGAGUCAGUGCUGGAAAUGACUCGUUUAUAGCAUAUUUUGAUUUUACAGUAAUAUAAGAAUCAUAUCGAAAAUUUUUAUGCGUUUAGGGCUUGAUAGGCAGUAGCUAGAGUAGUGAGGAGCUUGGAUCUGAAUCACUUCCUCAUUCACAUAUUCUCAAAGUAUUAUCCAAAAGAGGUUAUUUCGAGAGCUUUCAUGAGUGUGGUUUCCUUUAUGAUGUCAUCUUGAGGAUGAUUUUCAUUUACGUCAUCUUAAAGAUGACAUGUGUUAUGCUACUUUACUUGACAGGUGAUUCUAUACGGGGAACAAGUGAACUUUUACCAUAUGUAUUUAAUGAGUGGAAUUAAUGUGU